UUCAAAUUUGUGAACAAACAAACUCUACAUUGACCAAGCACGGUUCUUGCUGACUGAUUGCGAGUGAAACUGGGACACAAAUCAAACCCUGCAAAAUUCUCAGCUCAAGCGCAGCGCAUACUGAAGGAGGUUAGCAUGAUGGCGGACAAGAGUGAGGUUGAUGGAGGGGUAGAUGUGAAAGUACAAUCUAGUCCUUCAAUCCCCUCCGGCAGCGACAAUGUUUGGGCGGAUGUUUCGUCUCUCCUCCAGCUCGCUUGUGAUGAUCUUCGAAAUGAUGAGCUCAUAACCGGGGAGAAUUUUAAUCUCUUCUCUGCCAUGUCUGCUUUAGAGAUAAUGGACCCAAAGAUGGAUUCAGGUAUUGUUACUACUUAUUACUCUGUUGAGGAAGCCAUUGAUAAUGGUGCUGCUCCUGUUCCAUUGAGCUUCGAUAGAACAGUAGAUACUCAACGCAUUAUUGAUGUAAUGGAUCAUCUGCUAGCUUGCGAGGCGACAUGGCAUAAAGGAGGGUCAUUAGCUCAAACAGUUUUUUCUUGCAUUUACCUUUUGAGGCCUGAUAGAACAUCAUCUCAUGCUCUGCUACAUUGCUUCUGCCAAGUUAUUCGUGCGACUUGCAAUGCCGUUCUUUCAGUUGUUGCAGAUACACGCGCAAAUGAAGAAGAAGAUCUUUUCAUUAUGGCUUAUGGUCUACCACUAAAGAUUGAUGGAGAUGAAAAAUGCUUGUCGAUACUACAUGCUGUGGAAGAAACAGUUUCUAGGCAACUAAAAGCUUGUAAAGCACCAUUGUCUGGAAAGAGAGUUGCAGAAGAUGUGGAACCACUACAAUCUAAUCUGAAGUUUGAAGAAGGAUUUUGCAAAGCCAUAGUAUGCCGCUUACGCUUUCGUAAGCACUUUUACCAUGCGUUGACGUGCAUGAGGAGACCUCAAGGCAAAGGCUUAGAGCUUGCUAAGAAGCAUAUUAACUCCUGCCUAACUGAGCUUGAUGACAUGCUUAAAUCAGAAGAAUUUCUGAGGAAAACAUAUGCAUCUGAAACUUUAGAGUAUGAAGUAGAAGUUAAAACAACUGCUUCUGGCUGUCAACCCAUUGGCUUUGAUCCUACUUUAAACAGUAGAUCAGCAGCACCAACUCCACCUCGCUCAAUUAAACUACUGAGCUGGAAAAAGGCAGUUCAUUAUUUCCAGAAGCUUCUUCACGAUCUAGAAAUUGUAUGCUCGUACUCGUUGGACACUAUCCUUGAAGGUGCUUUGCGCUCUUUGGUUGACUUCCAGAAGUUUCAACCAGAUCUGGUCGCUCGAGCUUAUCUCCAGUUGCUGCUGGUACAAGAUGGGAAACUUUAUGGACGUGAAUCCGUGUUUGGUGUUGUUUGCAAAGCUGCACUACUAUCUGAUGGAGCAAAGAAUCACGACAUACAGAAGAACGAAACUGUUGCACAACUGGGGCAGUUGUUAAUCAGUUUGCUUAAACUCCUUUGCACUAAUACUGCAUGGCAACGACGUAAGCUUGGGAAGAUCUUACAGGAUUGGCGAAUAAUAUAUGUACAGCUGGAGUUGGCUUUUAGGAAUGAGUUUGGGGAUUCUACAAGCACUUCCAUUGAUCAGAACGUAUGCUCAAAGAUUUUCAAACACAUCUUUAUUUGGAUAGAGGAGCAAACAUAUUGGAUUGCUUUGCGAUUCCUCAUUCUGGGCUUUGAGUUAGAGCUAUAUUCCACCAGUGAAUAUUGCAUGGUAUACUGGUACAUUUAUGUUGUACUGAUUAAACUUGCGGAGAAAACUCAACUCAAAAUGAUGCUGGGCAAUGACUCUGCAGCUCGACGAAAGUCGAAGAAGAAGAGAGAUUUUGUGAAGGAUGUGGAAAAGGACUAUUCGAUCCCCCCUGCAGUCUUGUUACUGCAGUGCUACAUUUAUGUUGCGGAAGGUUUAAUGCUGAUGCUUGCUUCAUUAAGGAACGAAAACAAAAUCCUCUGUCAUGGUCCUUUCAACAGCGAGCAAGAGAGAUUUAUGCAACACUUUGAGCUGCUGCAGAAGGCUUGCCUUCCCGACCACGCCUCUUACUUUGCGUUCAGAGAGACGAUAUCUAAUGCUCAGCUCUCUACCCUAUCCAUGUACAACUGCUUUAAGGAAGCUCAGAGAAUUGCAAAAGAGGUACGUGGGAAUUUUGUCAACGAUCCAGACAGGUUGGCAGAGCUUCGGCGCAUUGAACUUGUUGCAGAACACAACUCAGUUGCUCUGAACCUUAUUUGCCGGUUAAGGAGUGUUGAACCAUCGCUUAAGAUAUCCUUUGAGUUUAUUCAUCAUCCACACUUUGCGGUUGCUUCUGUGAAAAGGUCUUGAUGAGCUCAAAAAUUUUGAUAACCCUUUUUUCGGUAGCAUUAGUUUUCUUUGCAUUAUCCAAUUUNAAUU
Messenger RNA from Striga asiatica, 2397 nucleotides. The record is from the annotation of a GenBank genome assembly. NCBI's taxonomy places the organism in Eukaryota, Viridiplantae, Streptophyta, Magnoliopsida, Lamiales, Orobanchaceae.